AAAUUUAAGGACUGAUUCGAUAUCUGACGUCAGAUCAAUCUAUAUCCCUUAAGUGGUAAAUUGGUUUACCUUCUUUUUGACAAUGCCGUCCCCAAUUGCCACGAUUUUAUUUUGUUCAUUAUUAUGGCUAAGUGUUUCUGAAACACACACACUCUUUCUGGGUAGAAACAACACAGAUGUUCGUAUCAUUGGAGGCAAUGUUGCAUUUGCGGGCCAAUUCCCUUACAUGGCAGCAAUUUAUAAGCAUACCAGCAGUGGCAACUUUUUUUGCGGAGGUGCCCUUAUGAGUAAUCAAUGGAUAUUGACAGCAGGAUCAUGCGUCGAAGGUGCCCAACUGUUUACGAUUUAUUUGGGAACAGCAAACUUAAAAGAUGUCAAUAACCCCAACAGCCUUAAACUAGCCACAGAUGAAUACGUUUUGCAUCCAGAUUACAACCCAGACACUUUUGAAAACGACGUAGGUCUCAUAAAAUUAAGAAUGCCGAUAACUUUUAGCGUGUACAUACGGCCGUUCAAUUAUUUACCAACCUUUGACCUUUUGCCUGGCACACCUGGCGUGGUGGCCAUGGGUUGGGGCCAAACGAGUGAUGAUGAUCCUGGUCUUGUCGACGACCUACGAUUUGUAUAUUUGACACCUUUAUCAAAUGAUGAGUGUAAAUUAGUUUACGGGAAUCAAAUCAAAGACGAGAUGGUUUGCGCUGCUGGCAAUAAUAACGAAGGAUUUUGCUUGGGCGAUAGUGGGACACCCUUGAUUCGAAUCAGACAAGGCCCGACUGCAACCCAUGUCGGAAUUGCAAGUUUUCAGAGCAAGAACGGAUGCGAGAGCACCGAUCCUUCGGGAUACACGAGGACUUUGGAAUACGCUGACUGGAUAAGGAACGUGACGGGAGUUGACAAGUAAACCCAAAUAAAAAUAUAACCGAA
Tribolium castaneum (red flour beetle) is the source of this 924-nucleotide messenger RNA. RefSeq names its product brachyurin-like. The record is from RefSeq and is a predicted model, not a curated record. NCBI's taxonomy places the organism in Eukaryota, Metazoa, Arthropoda, Insecta, Coleoptera, Tenebrionidae. Gene Ontology annotation, biological process: proteolysis. The coding region runs from base 83 to 901 and encodes 272 amino acids. The transcript is spliced from 7 exons. Gene Ontology annotation, molecular function: serine-type endopeptidase activity.